Habropoda laboriosa is the source of this 1942-nucleotide messenger RNA. It is a transcript of the gene mre11, whose product is annotated as double-strand break repair protein MRE11. Lineage: Eukaryota; Metazoa; Arthropoda; Insecta; Hymenoptera; Apidae. The record is from RefSeq and is a predicted model, not a curated record. The coding region runs from base 59 to 1942 and encodes 627 amino acids. Gene Ontology annotation, cellular component: Mre11 complex; nucleus. The transcript is spliced from 11 exons. Gene Ontology annotation, biological process: telomere maintenance; double-strand break repair via homologous recombination; mitotic G2 DNA damage checkpoint signaling. Gene Ontology annotation, molecular function: DNA endonuclease activity; 3'-5'-DNA exonuclease activity; manganese ion binding.
CAGUGUGAAAUAAACUCGUAAUUCUUAUUGAAUUCUCAAAAACCAUUUGGUAUAUAAAAUGUCAUCUAAACAAGGUUCCAAUGAAAAGUAUAAUCCAGAUGAUAUAAUUAAAAUUUUAGUUGCAACCGAUAUUCAUCUUGGUUUUGAACAUAACAAAAAGGGAGGACAAAAAAUUGAAGAUAGUUUUACAACUUUUGAAGAAAUACUUCAAUAUGGUAAAGAGAAUGAAGUUGACUUUGUACUUCUUGGUGGAGAUUUAUUUCAUGAUACCAAGCCAUCACAAACUGCAAUGAUAAAAUGUAUGGAACUAUUAAGGAAAUACUGUUUAGGUCCAAGGGAAGUAAAAAUUCAGUUCUUAAGUGAUCCAGAAGUUAUAUUUCGGCAUUGUAUGUAUAAAACUGUAAAUUAUGAAGAUCCAAAUUUAAAUGUUAGCAUGCCAGUAUUUUCUAUCCAUGGAAAUCAUGAUGACCCAAGUUUUGGAGCUAUUGGCUCAAUGGAUUUGUUAUCAGUAUCUGGUCUAAUAAAUUAUUUUGGAAAAUGGACAAAUCUUUGUCAAGUAACUAUUCCUCCUCUAAUAAUAAAGAAAGGUGAAACUCAUAUUGCACUCUAUGGUUUAAGUUACAUAAGUGAUCAAAGAUUAGCACGAUUACUAAGAGAUUAUAAGGUUAAUAUGUUAUGUCCAAAAGAAAUACCAGAUUGUUUCAAUAUAUGUGUUUUACAUCAAAAUCGUGCAAAGCAUGGUGACUAUGCAUAUAUUCCUGAAAAUAAACUCCCGAAUUUCCUUAAUUUCGUUAUAUGGGGUCAUGAACAUGAGUGCCGCAUCACACCAGAAUAUAUUUCAGACACUGAAUAUUUUAUUUCACAACCAGGAAGUUCUAUUGCAACCUCCUUAUGUGAAGGUGAAGCAAAACCUAAACAUGUUGGUAUCUUAACUAUAUGCAAGACGAAUUUUAAAAUGAAAGAAGUGAACCUAAAAACUGUCAGACCAUUUGUCUUUGAUAACUUGAUUCUUCAAGAUGAGAACAUACCAAAAAAUUAUACUGAGUCACUUUCUGCAUCUGUGUGCAAUUUUGUUGAUAAUUACAUAGAAAAUGAACUUAUACCUAAAGCUGCUGCACAAUUGACUAAUCAUCCUAAACAACCUAUUCAGCCCUUAUUACGUUUAAGAAUAUUUUAUAACUCUGAAGAAGAAGUAUUUGAUGGAAUUAAAUUGGCACAAAAAUAUUGCGAUGAAGUUGCUAAUCCUAUGGAUAUGAUUAUAUUUCGUAAACAAAAAAAUUUAAACAAAGUAUCAAAAUCAAACUUAUCAAAUUUGAAUGACGAAAUGGACGAUGUGGAACAAAUUCUUUCUUAUGAUGAUGAUAAUAGGGAUUGGAACAAAACUGUACAAGGAGGAAUAAAAAAGCACUUCAGUUUGGAGGAAAAUAGAGAUAAACUGACAGUAUUAACAGUUAAUGGUUUAAAUGAAGCAUUAAAUCGAUUUGUUGAUAGAGGAGAUAUAGAUGCGUUUAAAGAUGUAGUAAGUCAUCAAAUGAAAAAAACCAUUGCACGAGAUAAAAGGUUGGAAGAAGAAGAUGAAGAACAAGUGCAGAUACAAGAAUUGUUUAAUAAAUCGAAAAACAGAGCAGAGAAGAAUUUAGAAAGCGAUUUAAGAAAGGAUUCCGAUGACAACUGCAGUGACGAUGAUGAAAUUCGUAGUAUGAAGCCCACAACCAAAGGUACAAGAGGUAGAGGAGCAACUAGGGGCCGAGGAAGUGGUCGUGGUAAAAGUAAAGUAAAUGAAAAGAAUCCCCUCGAUGUCACAACUACAUCACGUCAAUCUAAAGUUCAACAAGCAAAAAGACAGACAAGAAAGCAGAAUGAAAAUACAUUACAAAAUUACAUGGGAUUAUCAAGCCAAACUAAAACAAAGGCUUCGAACAUGGUAAUUAUAUCUGAUUAA